AUCUUGCAUCAAAAUUAUUUCAGGCUUAUUAUGGAAGACCAAGCAAUAUUUAUUAACUUUCUGUUUUGUGCCAGCUCCUAUCAGUUGAUAAUAUGGGUCUAGCGUUGAACAGGAAACCUGUGGUCAUUCCUGACAAAGGAGAAAGACUCUGAACAGGUCACUACACGUCAAAUAAAUGGGAAAAAAGGGGCACCAAGACGCAAGUUCAGUACAAGUGGAUCUAGCAUAGUGUGGACGUUCAAGGAGGUUUCAUGGAGAUUCACCUACAGGCUGAAUGGGAGCAGGAAGGGGCGUGGCCUUGCCAGCUCCCAGAGCGGGUCACAGGUGGUCAAGGUGAGGCUGGAGGUGUUUGGGGAACCAGAUCAAGAGGGAAUCAUAGCCACUUCAAUGCCAAUUCUUGCCUUUAGAGCAAUAAGUCGGUGGCAAGGUCAGGUCAGUGUUGAAGAGAGAACAUUCUCGCUAACAAUGAGGGGAUGAAAGGUUGGGAGUAUCCAGGAAUAACUUGUUGCCGUGGUCAAGGCAAAGACGCAAUGCUCGCUGGUGACCAAUGGCGCGCAGGGAAGCGAAUCACCCUGAGCGAAGCGUAGGGGCAGCCGCCUUCAGCAGGCGGAGAGAUUUCUUUUCCUAGGAGAGGGGGCAAGGGGACCAUAAGAAAGACCAGCAUUUCAGGGUCGCAGACGGGUGUCCAGUCUCCGGGGGGCUUGCCUGCGACGGAAGCCACCUGCUCCAGGCGGCUCCCCGCUGCGGGAUGAGGUCAGGCCUCCUCUGACCCACGUAUGUUCUGUGGCGCGCACACGGGAGGGCGCCAGGGACUGGCCACGUGGAUGGGAGGCAGCAGAACGGCCACUCCUCUCGGAAGCGGGACCCCGUUGACCAUGUUCCCCUCUGUCCCAGAAUAUUUCAACGCUCCCUGUGUCUUCCCAUUUACGUACGAUGACCUGACCUACUACAGCUGCAUCUCCGUGCACAGCGAUUAUGCCUGGUGCUCCCUGGACGACAGAUUCCAAGGCAGGUGGCGCUACUGCACGGCCAAUGACCCCCCCAUGUGUGCCUUCCCCUUCCGCUUCAGGAGUAGACUCUUUCAGACGUGCACCAAGAUAGGCUACAUUUUUAAUCGGACGUGGUGCUCGCUGACCGGUAAUUACGAUGCAGAUGGAAAAUGGAAGCAGUGUUCUCCUUACAAUUUAUAGUAAGUCUUGGUGUUCACGAACGGACAGAAGUUAUAGGAUUCACCAGCUGCCUCUCAAAAUGGAUCUUUUCCCGGAUCAUUCUGACCAAUAAAGAUUUGAUCCCUCUC
Molecule: messenger RNA, 1297 nt
Organism: Myotis daubentonii (Daubenton's bat)
Lineage: Eukaryota; Metazoa; Chordata; Mammalia; Chiroptera; Vespertilionidae
Gene: BSPH1
Product: binder of sperm protein homolog 2-like
Exons: 3
Coding region: 777-1190 (137 amino acids)
Biological process (GO): sperm capacitation
Cellular component (GO): cell surface
Molecular function (GO): heparin binding
Source: RefSeq, a predicted model, not a curated record